Daktulosphaira vitifoliae (grape phylloxera) is the source of this 4632-nucleotide messenger RNA. RefSeq names its product probable methyltransferase TARBP1. Bases 375 to 4241 code for a protein of 1288 amino acids. The record is from RefSeq and is a predicted model, not a curated record. The transcript is spliced from 12 exons. Gene Ontology annotation, molecular function: RNA binding; tRNA (guanine) methyltransferase activity. NCBI's taxonomy places the organism in Eukaryota, Metazoa, Arthropoda, Insecta, Hemiptera, Phylloxeridae. Gene Ontology annotation, biological process: tRNA methylation.
CUCUAGUGUAAUUUUCAAAUAAUGAUAUUGUACACAUUUCAUUGAAAUAAUUUAUUUUAGUCCAUACAUCAAUAAUGUGCAUUAGACCCUAGGUUUUUAGAUUUAUCUAUUAUAAUAGUGGUCAUGUAGGGUUCAUAAUGAUUAAUGUAGAAUUAAACGACAGAAUAAGUUACAUACAAACUAAUUAAAUUACGAUUUAAGAUAAACGUAUUAAAAAACACGUGAUUUGUGAUUAUGAUGAUAAGAUUGUUAAGAAGAUUUGAAAAUAUCUUCAUUGAUAUAAAGAAUUAUGAAUUAAAUUGUUAUUUUACUUUAUAAGCUUGUAAUAACCAAAAAUUUUAAUUUUAAUUUGAUUGAAGAUAUGCUUUAGUAUCAUGGAAGAAAUUACAGUUCUACAAUCAAUGUUAAAAAUUUUGGAUGGUAAAAGUUCUAUGAAAAAAACUAUUAUAGAACUCUUACCAACAUUAUUAAAUAGUUUUGAAUUAAAUAAAGAAUCUGAUAUUUAUAAAUUAAUUAUUCAAUACUCACAAGUUAUUUGUAAACAAUUAAUAUAUAGUCAAGAUGAUACUUUAUCAGAAAGUUUAAAAUUGCUGUUGGUUUCAUUUAUUGAUAUAGUGCAAACAUGUAAUAUUAGUGACAUAACAUUACUUUUAAACAAUUGUAUUAAGUUAUGCAGUGCUCUUAAUUUAAAAACCUGUAGGGAUGAACAAUUAGAGAAUAGUUUGUUUUGUACUGAAAACUUGUAUAAAUUAAGUAAAGUUCAAUCUGACCAGUGUGUACAAUUAAAUAACUUAAUAGAUAUUUUAAUAGAUAUUUUAUUUGAAUCAAGCUUAAAUAAAACUCGCCUAGAAAGUAUUUUGAAAUAUUUAUCUAAUGUUAUGUCACCUUAUUGUGCAAAUGUGAUGUGGUACAAAGCUAAAUCAGUGAUUGGAACAAAUCCAGAACGCAUUUUAACAAUAUUAUACAACUUGCAGUGUUCGUUACUUCAACCAUCAUGUGCUACUACUUUGUUAAAAGAUAAGGAUUAUUGGGAUUUUAUUUGUAUCUUUUUAACAUAUGAAAAUUCUAUUAUAAGGGGAUAUGCUAAUACACUUCUUGGAGCAUCAUGUAUAGAAUUUUUAGAUGAAAACUAUUUAUAUAGUGCAAAUACAAAUAAGAAUGAUUUCAGACAAAUAUGGAACGAUUAUGUUAUAGUUAUGGAAACUUUAGAAAACACUCAACAACAUUUAGUUUUGCCUAUACUAAAUACUGCCAAAAAAAUUGCUUUAUCAUAUGAAAAUUCUGAAUCUGACAUUUAUUCUUAUAAACUACCAUUAAAUUGGAUUUUAGCAUUGUACAAUAAAAUGACAAAGCAUACAUCCAAGCAUGUAGUAUUGGUUAGUAUAGACAUUAUCACUAAUAUGUCUAACUCAUUAAUUAAAAAAGAAGAACAAUUUUUACAAUUGUUUGUUAUAUCUUUGAACAAUAUUUUUCUGUAUAAGAUGUCAAAUGAUGUAUAUUUAGUUACGCCAAAAUUAGAAAUGAAACUAACUAGAUGGCUAAAUACAUUGAUGAGUUCUGAUGAUGGAAAAUGUGUGUUUGAAUACUUUUUGUUUUACUUACCAUCAGUUAAAUGGUCCUUAGUUCCCUUAGUUUAUAUAACUAAAUCACUUUCAAAUAUCAAGGAUGUUUCAUCAUGCCAAAAUGUCGUAGAUCAAGUUUUAAAAAUGCUUGUAAUUACCGAAGAAAUGCCAAACUCUUAUUUAAAAACAACAAUCUAUUCAUUUCUAUUUGUAUUUAUUAGCAAAUUUUUUUCAUUUCCUAAUACUUAUUUACUUUGUGAUUUAUUCAAAUAUAUUGUAAUGUAUAAUAAAAACACCGAAUCGUGGAAAUUAAUUGUCAAUUCAAUGAAACAUAUUGCUAAUUUAGAAAAAAUUGAUCAACAAUUAUCAAAAAACAUAACUGAAUUCAAAAGCAUAUCAGCAACUACUACUGGAUUAGUAAUUUUAUCUGAUAUUUUUGGAGAUAACAUAAAAUGUAUGGAUUAUUUAAAUAAUACACUGUCUAAUGUUGAAAAUAUUUCUAUUUAUUUGUUAGAAUUUUUAGAAAACUUAUUAAAAAAGGAAUAUGAGCAUGGAGGCUAUGACGAAUAUUUAAAAAAAAUAUUAGACGAAAAUAUUUGGCGUUUAACUCUGAUUUGGAUUAAUCAAUGUUUUUUAAAUGAAGAUUAUAUGGAUAAUCUAAUUAUUUUUAACUAUCUUAAUAGGACAUUGUCAUCAAAUAGGAUACCUCAUACUUUGGUGACUUUUGAACUAAUGAUUAUUUGGUUAAAUAAAUGUUAUCUCAUGUUUGAAAACAAGACAGGUAGUUUUACAAUUUUAGCUAUUUAUAGUUGGAUUGGGUUAUUUGCCAUAAAGAUUUCUGAAAACUCCUUAAAAAGUGCCUGGAUUCUGGCUACAAAUAAUUUAUUUAAGAAUGGUUAUUUUUCACCUUUUGGUAAAUUAUUUUAUCAUUCAUCAAAACUGGGAUCACAUAUAAUUCCACAAUUAACAAUAAUUAAUACUUAUUUUCAACUUUGUUCUAAUGUUUCUGAAUUAAAUAUGGAAAACUUGUUUAAUUGGAUUAGAGAAAAAAAUUUAGAAAAACGAGACAACUUUUAUAAUACUUAUUUAAAAGCAGCGAUACACUGUUUGAGAAAUCUUUCUACAGAGACUCAUAAUGAGCAAAUCAUACUAUUUGUAGAGUCUUGCUGGGAAUUUUUAACUUCCUGUAGGAUAUCAUGUUUUCCAUUAUCAACCAAAAUUUUCAUAAUAAUGGCUUUUGAUGACCACUUGCUUAGAGACAAGAAAUAUUCUGAUUUUCUUUGUAACCAGGUUAUGCAACCGUUAUUAACUAAAAAAUAUCGUGACAAAUUUAGUGUUUGUUUUUCAUUGUAUUUAAUUGAUUAUAUUUUGCAAAAUAAAAUUGAAAUAAAUAAUUAUCCUAAUUUUACCUCUUCACUAUCCCAAUUUUUAGCUAAAUGUGUUAUAUACAAUAUUGAACGUUAUGGAGCAAUUAAAAUUGAAUGGGAUACAUUUGAAUAUAUACGCUCAUGUAGUGAUUUACCAACCAUCAAAAGUAUUUCAACUAAGUUUUUACCUGAUGAUCGCUGUUUGCGUUUUAUUUCAAUUGUGUGUUUGUUCAAAAUUAAUAAUGUUGAUUUAUGGAAAGAUGUUAUAGAAAGAAUUCUUCAACUAGAAUCAUCAUUUCCAAAUAGAAAAUAUUUUCAUAAUUCUGAGUUUUCGAAGAUUAAGCAAAGAGUUACUCAGUUUUUACUUAUUACACUGUGUAAUGAACAUUUUGAGUUUAUUAAUAUUUUGAAUAAUAAUGUUUAUCAAUGGUUACUCUCAAGUUUGAAAGAAGUAUCUCAUAUUCAUAGCAUUGCAUAUCAAAUAAUAUGGUUGCUAGUUUUAAUUUAUAACAUGAAUAUAGACAUAUCAAAAAAUUUGUGGAAUGACUUUAAAAAUGCAUAUGGAAAUCAGAAUUAUUUGUGUAGUUUUAUAUCUGUUGUUUAUCAUUUACAUACAGUUUGUAAAAAUGAAAUAUUUACAAAUGAAGCUAUUAAAUUUCUCAUACCUCUUUGCUUUUCAAAUGGUUAUAAAAUUCGAUUUUAUGCCCAAGUGACUGUUAAUAAUUUAUGUUCUUAUUGUGAUGGAAAAUAUACAAUAUUGUCAGAAUCUAUUGAAAAAGUAAUAUUUGAAAAUGAACAAGCUAAAAAAUAUGACAAUCCUUUUAAAGAUUUUUUCUAUCAAAAUCUAGAUGUAUUAAAAUCACUAUCAUUAAAAAAUAUAUGUAUAGAAUUACCUAGAUUGUGUAAUGUAGUGUAUGAUGAGAGAUUUCCAUUAGAAUGGAUUGAGAAUUUUCCUAUUCGUACUAAAUUCAAUGAAGGUUAUGAUCUUUCAACAUGUUCCAUUUCAUUAUUUAUUGAAAAAAAUACUACCUCAGGUAUGGCAAAUGAAAUAACUAUACCUGGUAAUACACAUCAUGCUCAAAGAAAAUAUAUACCUGUAAAAUCUCAUGAUGAUAAAACAAAAAAAUCUUCUUUGAUAGUUGUUGCCUCUUUAAUUGAAAAAUUAACUAAUUUGGGUGGCUUAGCCAGAACUUGUCAAGUUUUUGGAGUUUCAACCUUGAUAGUUGACAAUAUUACUUGUAUUGAAAAAAGAGAGUUUACAGCUUUAAGCAUGACAGCUGAAAAACAUCAAAAUAUUGUAGAGGUAUUUUAAAAUAAUAGCUGAAUGUUCCUCUAAAAGAAAUUCAUGAUUCUAUGUCAAUUUUAAAAGAACAAGAAACACUAUUAUAUAUUAUAUAUUGAAUAAGCUACAGAUAGAAGCCAGUGCCAAUCUAUUUGGCUGCCAUUAUGUAAAACAUGUAAAAUCAAAUGUCACUAAGUUUUUAAUUGACAGAUAUUAGUCUGUUAAACUUUUUUCUUUUGCUCUUUUUAUCAUAAUUUUAGAAAGUGACAAGCAUUUACAUUAAUAUUUUACCCUUUAUUUUUCGGCUAUUUUUAUUCUCAAAUCAUCUUGAGCACUUAACCAGUACGGAUCUGAUACUAUUCAUGAAAUAAUGUAACAUUAAUGUAUAAAAUGUUACAAAUACUAUAAUUUGAUUUUCAUU